AUGAAGAAGCCCAUGGCGGCCGGCAGCGGCCGCGUGAACGUGGUGCCUAUGCUGCUCGUCUUCUGCUUGGCAUACGUGCUAGGCUUGGUCUCCAACGUCACCUUCGACAACUUCUACGUCCACAACUUCCUGUCGCCAUUGAUGCUGCCUGCCUCUCGGCUGCAAACGCCACCGACAACGCCAGAAGCUGUACCAUGCAUCCUGCCUCCGUCGUUGCCCCCUCCCGAGCCGACCCCGCCGUCAUUGGAGAGACGGAGAAUGGAGAGUGGCAGCGGCGCCUUGCACAACAUGACCGACGAGGAGCUGAUGUGGAGGGCGUCCAUGGUGCCGAGGAUCAAGAGCACGCCCAAGCACGGGAUCGUUCCCAAGGUCGCCUUCCUGUUCCUGGUGAGGGGGGACGUGCCGCUGCGUCCCCUAUGGGACAAGUUCUUCGAGGGCCAUGAGGGGCUCUAUUCCAUCUACGUGCACACCAGCCCCGACUACACCGGCUCGCCGCCGCCUGACUCCCCGUUCUACGGCCGCAUCAUCCCGAGCCAGAGAACGAGCUGGGGAAAUAUCAACCUGAUGGACGCGGAGCGGCGGCUGCUGGGAAACGCGCUGCUGGACGUUGCCAACGCGCGGUUCGCGCUGCUGUCCGAGUCGUGCAUCCCCAUCCUCGGCUUCCCGGUCCUGUACGCCUACCUCACCGGAUCCAACACCAGCUUCGUCGAUAGCUUCGACCGCCGGGACGGGCGCGCGCGGCACCGGGAAUUCUUCGCCGAGCGGAACAUCAGCCUGGCGCAGUGGCGCAAGGGCGCGCAGUGGUUCGAGAUGGACCGCGCUUUCGCGCUUGAGGUGGUGUCCGACGAGACCUACUACGGCCCGGUGUUCCGGAACGGCAAGCACGGGGUCCGCAACCUGGAGGAGCACUAUCCCAUGACGCUGGCGAGCCUGCUGGGCUGGGGCAGCCGGAACGCCAACCGGACCGUCACCUACUCCGACUGGCGGCACCCGGUGGGGCAGCACCCAAAGAGCCACAACGGCAGCGAGGUCACGGAGGAGCUCUUCGAGGAGAUGAGGCGGGGCUACGGCGACUGCUACUACAACGGCGGGGUGGCGGAGGUGUGCGCCGUGUUUGCGCGCAAGUUCAAGCCGGAGGCUCUCGACGCCCUGCUCGACCUCGCUCCCAAGUUGUUUGCCCCUGCCUGA
Molecule: messenger RNA, 1188 nt
Organism: Triticum turgidum subsp. durum (durum wheat)
Lineage: Eukaryota; Viridiplantae; Streptophyta; Magnoliopsida; Poales; Poaceae
Source: the annotation of a GenBank genome assembly